AUAUUUUUUUUUGAGGAUUAUGCAGAUCCAUUUUUCUACCGGUAGCGGGCGGUGCGAUUUGUGCUCCUUGCAGCCUGAGUUCAGGUUUUCUGACGCUGAAUUCGGAGGAAAAUGAACUUCUGCGCCGAACGGCUGAGUUACGAGCUCCUGGCAGAGGUCGGUGAGGGCUCCUUCGGUAAGGUCUAUAAGGCGAGGGAGUUGGGGGAGAAACAGCGCCUCCUGGCGGUGAAGAAGUUCAACUUUCAAAUUGGCGCAGUGGGGACCGGAAUCCCUCCCUCCAUGAUCCGAGAGGUGGCGCUGCUGCGCAAAGUGGGCUUCUUCGAUCACCCAAACAUAGUCAAGCUUUUGGACGUAUCUGCUGUGUUUUUGGGCUUGGCUCUGGACCUGACUCUGGUCCUGGAGUACAUUGACCAGGACCUGUCCACCUACCUGUCCAAGGCUCCUGCCUCUGGUUUGGGCAGCGACUCUAUAAAGAAUGUGAUGCUGCAGCUGCUGCGAGGAUUGGACUUCCUCCACACAAACCUUGUGAUGCAUCGCGACUUAAAACCAGAAAACAUCCUGGUCAGCAACAACGGAGAAGUUAAGAUCGCAGACUUUGGACUGGCCCGUCUGCACACUUUCAACGUUGCUCUCACACCAGGUGUGGUGACUUUGUGGUAUCGGGCUCCUGAGGUGCUGCUUAACUCCGUCUACAUGUCCUCUGUGGACAUGUGGAGCGCCGGCUGCAUCUUCGCUGAGCUUUUACUCCUGAGACCUUUGUUUAAGGGAUACACAGAGGUGCAGCAGCUGCAAAAAAUCUUUGAGUUGAUUGGAUUGCCCAGCGAGGACGACUGGCCUCGGGACAGUCCCAUCACUUACUCAGAAAGCUGGGGACCAAAAGGGGCCUGCACCAAGCUGCUGCCCAACCUGGACUCAGACGGGAACGACCUGCUGUCUAAACUUUUGAUAUUCAGUCCUCGUGAUCGGAUCUCAGCUGCCAAAGCCCUGGUUCACCCGUUCUUUGUGAUGCACUGAAGAUUUUGUUGGAUGAGGAGCAGAAGGAGGUCAGCUGCUGCUCUGAGAUUCAACAGGAAGAAUGAUCAGGUAGUUUGUGCCAUGAAAUUCUCUCCGGUCAUGGCUCAUUAAGCUGGCUGCUAAAACUUUAAUCAGCAACAUCAUGAGAAGCUGGUCAGGUUCAACGUUUCUAGGAAGUAAUUCAACUCAAGAACAGAGUCGUGGCACAAAUCUUUAUUUUUGAUAUUUUUCUAAAACUCAGUUUGUUGAACAUGUUUUGUGUUGAAGUGACGGGAGUGGCCGAGUUGUUCUUUCGGUCUUUCUUCAGGUAUGUGUGUACUCACUAAAUGCAGAGAUCUGUUAAAGUUGAGUUUUGCUGUUUAAAACAAGAGUUCUGGUUUUAUGAUACUUACAGAACAUUAUGAGCACUUUUGAGUUAGUGAGUUUUGUUGUUUCUGCUUUAUUUGGAGUUUAGAAGUAAGUGCAGCACCUUAUUUGUGAAGAUUUUAUGUUUUUUUCCCCCUUCUUUUCCUAAUUGAGGUAUUUAUGGUGCGAUUGUUACAGAAGGCACCUGUAUUUAUGUUUGUUGUUACAGAUCAUACAAGGUAUUUUUCUAUGUAUGUUACACUGUUCAUCAAUGAAGCAUUUCUAAAACAAA
Messenger RNA from Nothobranchius furzeri (turquoise killifish), 1651 nucleotides. RefSeq names its product cyclin-dependent kinase 21 (gene cdk21). Gene Ontology annotation, cellular component: cytoplasm; nucleus; cyclin-dependent protein kinase holoenzyme complex. The record is from RefSeq and is a predicted model, not a curated record. Gene Ontology annotation, molecular function: ATP binding; cyclin-dependent protein serine/threonine kinase activity; cyclin binding. Gene Ontology annotation, biological process: G1/S transition of mitotic cell cycle; protein phosphorylation; regulation of G2/M transition of mitotic cell cycle. Lineage: Eukaryota; Metazoa; Chordata; Actinopteri; Cyprinodontiformes; Nothobranchiidae.